Molecule: messenger RNA, 4098 nt
Organism: Closterium sp. NIES-65
Lineage: Eukaryota; Viridiplantae; Streptophyta; Zygnematophyceae; Desmidiales; Closteriaceae
Source: the annotation of a GenBank genome assembly
AUGGCUACCCCUAGUGUCCUAGCUUUUAACGCUGAGGGUCGCGCCAUUGACUUUGAGGUCUGGGUCGACGACCUGCAGCUGUUCUUACAGUGCGAUAGAGCAGACGGUCUUUCUCUCUUUGACCUCACCUCUGGCGCCGUCCCUGCCCCUGCUGCUGAUGCUGACCCCACUCUUCGCUCCCAGUGGGCCACACGCGAUGCUGCUUCACGUCUUGCUGUGCAUCGCCACCUGCCUACCGCUGAGCGCGCGCACUUUAGUCAGUACAAGAGUGCUCAGACCUUGUACGACGCUGUAGUUGCGCGCUACUCCUCCCCUGCCACUGCUGCACUGAGCCGCCUCAUGCUACCCUUCCUCUUCCCUGACCUUGCUACCUUUCCCACAGUCGCUGACCUCAUUACGCACCUCCGCUCUAGUGACACUCGCUACCGCGCUGCGUUCCCUGCUGACUUCUGCGCCAAGAACCCCCCCCCCCCCCCAUCGGCAGAGAAGAGCAUAGUCGCCGUAGGGGCCUCUCGUGGUGACCCUCGCACCCCCAUCUUUGAGGGGUGUUCUCCUUCCCCCCUGUUGCCCUCUGUCGCCUCUGCCGCUGCGGCCGACCUCGUUGGUCUUGAGUCGGUCAGUGCGGCGUCCGCCCCUAGCGGGAGACGCCGCCCUGGCAAGGGCAAGGUGGGCAAGGGCGCGGGUGGAGCUGGCGGGGGCAGUGGAGGUGGAGGUGGCGGUGGCGGAGGGAGUGGGGGUGGCGGUGGGGGUGGUAGUGGGGGUGGAGGUGCUAGUGGCGGCAGUGGAGGCGGAGGCGGUGGUGGCGGCGGCGUUGCUGGCGGAGGCGGCGAUGGCGGUGGAGGCGGAGGCGGCGGAGGUGGAGGUGGUGGAGGUGGUCGGAGUGGCGCUUCGCAGCGGAGCAGCACUGGGGGUGGUCAGCGCCAGCAGCAGCAGCAGUGGUCUCGCGACGUCCCCACCCCUCAGCAGCUCCGUGAGUGGUACACGCAGCGUCAGUGUGGUGGGGGUUUUGGUCUCUGCACCUACGUCCUUCGCACCGGCGACCGCGCGGGUGAGCAGUGUGGGGGUGCCCACUCCGCCCAGCGCUGCUUUGGCCGCCUGACGGACGCUUGGCGCCAGCAAUUUCCGGAGGCCACUGAGAUCCCCUGCUGGGGAGAGCUGUCUAGGGCUGGUGAAGCGAUCUUUGAUCUUGACUUUGAUGCUAUCCUUGCUGCCAUGUAUGCUGUGACUAUUAGUGAUGAGGGUGACUGUUACCGGUGUUUCCCGCCCGACCCGGGCAUUGGUACUGCUGCUCUAGGUGCCAGUGAGGCUACUGCUCUAGGUGCCAGUGCGUCUGUGCUCUCAGGUACUGGUGAGUCUGCGCUCUCAGGUACUAGUGAGUCUGCGCUCUCAGGUACUGCGUCAGCUUCGGCCUCCCACACCUUCACCCCUGACUCUGGGGCGUCUCGAUCCUUCUUUCGGGACCGCACCACACUCACGCCGCUUAGUCGGCCGGUUGCGGUGUCCUUGGCUGACACCUCUGGGGGUCCUGUCCUGUCUCGCUUCUCCACAGUCCUCCCGUGUCCGGCGGCUCCCUCUGGCACCCUGACUGGUCUCUACCUUCCCUCGUUCUCUACGAACCUGGUGAGUGGUGCUGACCUACAGGAUGCGGGUGUCCACCAGUUCACUCCUGCUCGUCAGCGGGUGACGCACUGCACAGAGGCUAGUACAGGUCGCCACCUGGCUACGUUUACAAGUCAGCCAGGUUCGAGCCUGUACACACUGACCACUACUUCUCCUCCAGUUGCUGAGUCUGGUAGAGUCCCUGCGUCUGGUCAGGUGUUUGCUGCAGCGUCCAGGUGUGAUCCUGAAUCUGCCCCCUGCUCGUGUCGUCGCGUGUCUCACGAGACUCUCCUCUGGCACCACCGCAUUGGUCACCCCUCUCUGCUUCGGCUCAGAGGCAUGGCCUCCCGUCUUCUUGUGUCUGGUCUCCCCCGGUCCCUCCCUCCCCUUCCUCAGGGCCCUGGCCCUGCCUGUGUCCCCUGUGUCGAGGGGCGCCAGCGUGCUGCCCCUCACUCCUCCCAGUUUCCUCCGACAGAGGCCCCGUUGAAGACGCUGCACAUGGACGUGUACGCGGCGCAUCAGAUCAACCUUCACCCUAGGGUCUCUAGCUCGGAGACCUCCCCAGCCCUGCUGUGGACGGGGAAGGUUGGCGAUGCGUCGGCGUUCCGGGUCUGGGGAUCUCGGGCGUUUGUUCGCAACUUGUCUGCGGACAAGCUGUCCCCUCGCGCUGCUCCCUGCGUCUUCCUGGGGUUCCCCCCCGAUGCCCCUGGGUGGCAGUUCUACAACCCCACCUCUCGCUGUGUUCUGUCCUCCCAGGACGUCACGUUCGACGAGUCGGUACCCUACUACCGCCUCUUCCCCUACCGCACUCCGUCCCACCCCCCACCCCCGCUCGUCUUGGUACCAGGUCCCCCCCCGGUAGACCCCCUUCCCCCUCAGGGUCCUGCCCCUUCAGGUGUGUCCCAGGUAGACGUGGUCGAGCCUGUCGAGGUCACUGGUGACUCUGGUGCUGCUGCGGGUGCUGAGACUGGGGGUGUUGAGCCUGGGGGUGCGGGGCCUGGGGGUGCGGAGCCUGGGGGUGCGGAGCUUGGGGGUGCUGAGCCUAGGGGUGCUGAGCCUGGGGGUGCUGAGCCUGGGGGUGCUGAGCCUGGGGGUGCUGAGCCUGGGGGUACUGAGCCUGGGGGUGCUGAGCCUGGGGGUGCUGAGCCUGAGAGUGCUGCGACUGGAGGUGCUACGCCUGGAGGUGCUUUGCCUGGGGUUGCUGAUCCUGGAGUUCCUUCGCCUGGAGUUUCUCCGAGUGCUUCGUCUCGCCGAGAGCCACUCUCCCCACAGGAGCUGCGUGAGUGGUUUGCCCGGCGCUGGAGGCGUGCUGCUGGUGCUGGCGGUUCUUCGGCUGCUGAGGGUGCUGCUGUCGCGGGUUCCGGAGGUGCUCGUACUGGGAGUACUGGAGCUGCUGGGCCUGCGGGUUCGACUGGAGCUGGUGCUGCUGAGGGUGUUGGCGCUGAGACUAACACUGGCGGUCCUGCUGGGGGUGCUCCUGGUGCUGCUGGAGGUGCUGCUGGAGCGGGUACUCCUGCUGGGGGUACUCGUGCUGUCCCUGGUGUGUCUGGCGUCGCCGCGCGACCUCGACCGUACUUCGUUCCGCUCCUGCAGCAGGUUCUUGGUCUUCCACCUUCUACUGGUCCUCCUCCUCCCUUAGAGGGUCCACAGCCUGUCCCGUCACAGUCACAGCUACAGCCUGCCUCCCCCUUACCUGCUCCUUCUCCCUACGCUGGUCCUACUGGAGGUCUUACUGAGCGUCGUGAGCCUGCGUCUCGUCCUGCGUCGCCUGUUCGUACUGCACGCGCUAGUGGUCGCAGUUCCCGUCAGCGUCCUCCUCCUGUCCCUGGCACGCACCGGAUGUCACUGCGUCCGUCUACUGCUCCUCUGCGUGCCCCUUUACCUUCUCCUCCUGAGUCCUCUCUUCCUGCUCUUGCCAACCUGGAGUCGGACUCUCUUCGUGCUGCCAGUCCUACUGUGACGCGUUUCCUUGCUACUGUCGUCACUGACCCUUCUUACGAGUCUUCUGCUGCGUCUGCCCUCGUUACUGAGCUCGUCGACUUUGCUUCUCGCUGUCGCCUAGACUACGCUGCUAGUCUUGUCGCUGAGUCUGAGUCUGUCUGUCCUCCAUCCGUCGGGGGUGAGUGUGCCCUUGGCACGAACGUCCUCGAGGACAGGCAGGAGGAGUUCCAGUGCCUGGCAGCUGCUUCACCGCAUCUCUUGUCCGUACUGCUUACCCCUGAGGGAGACCCGGAUGCACUUGACAUCCCGACUCCGCGCUCUUACGCGGAGGCGAUAGAGGGUCCCUACUCCUCUCAGUGGCAGGCAGCUAUGGAUGCAGAGAUGGCUUCCUGGAAGUCCAUAGGCACCUACGUUGACGCUAUUCUCCCUCCUGGGGCGAACAUCGUCAGUGGCAUGUGGAUCUUUAGGGUGAAGCGGCUGCCGGGUUCUCCGCCUGUCUUCAAGGCGCGUUACGUGGCUCGUGGCUUCAGCCAGCGGCAGGGAAUUGACUACUUUUAG